Molecule: messenger RNA, 3432 nt
Organism: Oncorhynchus keta (chum salmon)
Lineage: Eukaryota; Metazoa; Chordata; Actinopteri; Salmoniformes; Salmonidae
Product: fizzy-related protein homolog
Exons: 14
Coding region: 174-1814 (546 amino acids)
Biological process (GO): anaphase-promoting complex-dependent catabolic process; positive regulation of ubiquitin protein ligase activity; positive regulation of anaphase-promoting complex-dependent catabolic process
Cellular component (GO): anaphase-promoting complex
Molecular function (GO): ubiquitin ligase activator activity; anaphase-promoting complex binding; protein binding
Source: RefSeq, a predicted model, not a curated record
AUUCCCAUGUUGCUUUGCGAAUCCCAGUCGAGCGUUUGUUCGAUUUGUUGGUCUAAACAUUUGUCUCUGUCUGGGCUGGAGAAUAAAUAAAAUUGAUUUAUUUUACAAAAAAUCUAGCCAAACAAACCGUCUCAAACUUGGUGCAUAACUGAGAGUCUUUGACGCUGCACGACAUGGACCAGGACUAUGAGUGUCGGCUGCUCAGGCAGAUCAACAUCCAGAACGAGAAUGCCAGCCCUUUAAAGGCCAUAGAUACAGUACGAGCCCUGACACCCACCAACUCCCCCCUGUCGUCACCAAGCAAACAUGGCGACCGCUUCAUCCCCUCCCGCGCCGGCGCCAACUGGAGCGUCAACUUCCACCGCAUCAACGAGAAUGAGAAGUCUCACAAUCAGAACAGGAAGACAAAGGAUGGCACUACAGACACUAGCAAAGCGGACGGCCUGGCGUACUCUGCCCUACUGAAGAACGAGCUGCUGGGGGCAGGCAUAGAGAAGGUCCAGGAUCCCCAGUCAGAGGACCGUCGCCUCCAGCCCUCCACCCCCGCCAAGAGGAGCCUCUUCAGUUAUUCUGUCAGUGCCAAACGAUCUCUACCCGAGGAUGGCAACACAGUGUCUCCAUACUCCUUGUCUCCUGUUAGCAGCAACAGUCAGAAGCUGUUACGGUCGCCUAGGAAACCCACGCGUAAGAUCUCUAAGAUCCCCUUCAAGGUGCUUGAUGCUCCAGAGCUGCAGGAUGACUUCUAUCUCAACCUGGUGGACUGGUCCUCCCUCAACGUCCUCAGUGUCGGCCUGGGAACCUGCGUCUACCUCUGGAGCGCCUGCACUAGCCAGGUGACGCGUCUGUGUGACUUGUCAGUGGAAGGGGACUCUGUCACGUCAGUGGGCUGGUCAGAGAGGGGGAACUUAGUAGCGGUGGGGACUCAUAAGGGCUAUGUACAGAUCUGGGACGCGGCAGCAGGGAAGAAACUGUCAGUACUGGAGGGACACACAGCCAGAGUGGGUGCGUUGGCGUGGAAUGCCGACCAGUUGUCAUCUGGCAGUCGUGACAGGGUUAUCCUGCAGAGGGACAUCCGAGCCCCGCCCCUCCAGUCAGAACGUCGUCUCCAGGGACACCGACAGGAAGUUUGCGGCCUCAAGUGGAGCACCGACCACCAGCUACUGGCCUCAGGGGGAAAUGACAACAAGGUACACACAGCACCGACCACCAGCUACUGGCCUCAGGGGGAAAUUACAAGGUACACACAGCACCGACCACCAGCUACUGGCCUCAGGGGGAAAUUACAAGGUACACACAGCACAGACCACCAGCUACUGGCCUCAGGGGGAAAUGACAUCAAGCUGCUGGUGUGGAACCACUCCAGCGUUCUCCCGGUGCAGCAGUACACGGAGCACCUGGCAGCAGUGAAGGCCAUCGCCUGGUCCCCUCAUCAGCAUGGCCUGCUGGCGUCCGGAGGGGGCACGGCUGACCGCUGCAUCCGCUUCUGGAACACCCUGACAGGCCAGCCCCUGCAGUGCACCGACACGGGCUCCCAGGUCUGCAACCUGGCCUGGUCCAAGCACACCAACGAACUGGUAAGCACACACGGCUACUCCCAGAACCAGAUCUUAGUGUGGAAGUACCCCUCCCUCACACAGGUGGCCAAACUCACAGGCCACUCCUACAGAGUGCUUUACCUGGCCAUGUCCCCAGACGGAGAGGCCAUCGUCACAGGAGCUGGAGACGAGACGCUGCGCUUCUGGAACGUCUUCAGCAAGAUGAGGUCCACCAAGGAGUCUGUGUCUGUUCUAAACCUGUUCACCAGGAUCCGGUAGCCAGAGGGGCGCAGCUGUCCGGCAGGGGGAACAAGCGGGGUGGGGGAACAAGCCCAUAGGGAAUAAUGUACUGCACACAACAAGUCCGACCCCUUAUCUCUUCCUAGGCCUCUGGUAGGCUAGGGUCCUUUCACAUACCCACGGCCAGGUCGUCAAGCCGAUAGAGGAGUCUUCUUCCACUGGCUCACCGCCCAUCAUAACCAGUGUGACAUCACAAGGUCACACCACCAUACCCAUAUUGGUGCUUUCCCCAGAAGAGGAAGAAGAGGACUCUGGAACUUUCCCCCAAGUGAUUCUGUUUUUUGACAGACACUGUGCAUACCUGCCAAAUACGAAGUUUGUCCUUUUAUUGAAUGUUUAUUUAUUGUUUUUCUUUUUUUUUUAACAUCGUUAUCACGUGUCGUCUGCUUCUGCAGCCUAUGUUUGGUUUUUGUUUUCUGUGUGUUAAUGUUUUCUGUGUCAGACUUUAUGAAGAGCCUGAUGCUUUUGUGUUUGUGCUUGUGCCUGCCUUAAAGGGAUAGUUCACGUCUAAAAUCAAACUCAUGUUUUCACCAUUGAAGGUAUGGAAAUGUAUGACAUGCUUUGACUUCAGGGUGAGCUGUCCUGUACCUGCUUGUAAACUAGUGAUGGUUAACCCUAGGGCUUGAGAGGUGGGAGCUCACAGGUUUUUUGCAUGUUGUAGACCAUUGUAAUUUAUUCACCCUGUAAAAACACCUUUUUAAGUUCAUUUGAAGUGUGAUGAUGCGUGAUAAUAAUAAUGGUGGAAAUCUUGUUUUUUUUUUAAUUAGAAAAAAAUCUGCAAUUGUAAUUUGAGCAGUGGCCGCAAACAAACUACAUAUAUUCACUUACAGUUAUUAUCUGUAAAUCGUAUUGUUUUGGCAGUUGUCUUUUUUCAUUUUUAACCAGUUUCUAUCUUAACCUACAUUUACAUAGACACAUUUCACAUUAUUGCUGUCUUGAGUUACAAUUUCACUCAGUCUGAUAAUGGGCUAGUAGCAUUCAAAACAGAUGUAAAUAACGAGGCAUAACCUUUGCAUUGAGACUUACCGUAUACAAGAAAGAAAAAACUGAUAUCAAAAGUACCAUUUAUAAUCUUAAUCAGGGUAACUUUUUUUCCUGAGUGUCGCAGGAACUGAAAGUCACUGUAAAGAAGAAAGGAAAGCUGUUGAUGGCCUCUUAAAGGCAUUACUAGUGCAUUGUGCUGUGUGUGUCUGGUAAAAAAAAAAAGUGAAAAUAUAUAUAUUUAGUCCAUGGCACUUAUCUUUUUCCUCAGCUUAUGUUUUGCUCUUGACUCUAAGCAGAUUUGAAAAUAUCACAUUUUGUUUUAAUUAAUUUAAAAGAAAUGUUUAGGCUGAUUUUUCUAGUGAUUAUUUUCCAUUUUCUCAGUUUGGAUGUGGUGUUGGAGUGACCUGGUGUGCCAUCUUUGAAUGAGUGGUAUUUAUUUGAGCUGUGUAAAAGUGUCCAGUAGUACACCCAUAGCUUGUUCUGAGAGUUGAAUAUUAUCUGAGAAAGGUGGAACGCUGAUCUGUUCAGUGUAUAUACUAGCUCCAGUCCUAAAUAAGCAUUUGUACUCCUUUUAUGCCACUUAGAAGCAAAUAAAAACAAAGAAUGCUGCCAA